Molecule: messenger RNA, 610 nt
Organism: Gopherus flavomarginatus (Mexican gopher tortoise)
Lineage: Eukaryota; Metazoa; Chordata; Testudines; Testudinidae
Product: zinc finger protein 560-like
Exons: 5
Coding region: 151-600 (149 amino acids)
Biological process (GO): regulation of DNA-templated transcription
Source: RefSeq, a predicted model, not a curated record
UGUGACGCGGAGCCCGGGCUGAGCAGCUGCUCCCUGGUUCUCCACGUGCUGCCAGCAGCGCUGGAGCUGCCCGAGCCGGAGCGGAGCCGCUGUUCUCAGCUGCAGCCAGGAUCUGCCCCCGGCCCCGCUGGGAUCCAGACAGGCUGCAGAAUGUUUUGCUCCAGCUCAUCCCAGCCUGGCGUGGGACAGGGAAGAGAAAUGGCUGCAGUGGAGUCAGUCCAGGGGCCGGUGACCUUCAAGGAGAUGGCUAUGUAUUUCACCAGGGAAGAGUGGGCUCUGCUGGACCCCACUCAGAGAGCCCUCUACUGGGAUGUCAUGCAGGAGAACUAUGAGACUGUGACCUCGCUGGGCCAGAGAAUAACAUCCAUGUUUCGCUGCAGAUCAUCUCGUCCUCCCAGGGGCAAGGAAAUGGCUGCAAUGGAGCUGGCUCAGGGGCCGGUGACCUUCGAGGAGGUGGCUGUGUAUUUCUCCAGGGAAGAGGGGACUCUGCUGGACCCCACUCAGAGAGCCCUCUACAGAGAUGUCAUGCAGGGGAACUAUGAGACGAUGGUCUUGCUGGGUAAGGAUUCCUGUCCCUUCUGUUCUUGGAAGGGGAAAUGAAGAGUGAAGG